AUGCCCACUAUCCGCUGCCUUCUCGCUCUUGCUGCCGCCCGUAAUUGGUCCCUUCAUCAGCUUGAUGUCAACAAUGCUUUUCUUCAUGGUGAUCUCCAUGAGGAAAUUUACAUGCUCCCUCCACCUGGUCUUCGGCGACAGGGGGAGAACUUGGUAUGUCGCCUUCACAAAUCUCUUUAUGGUUUAAAGCAAGCUUCUCGUCAAUGGUUUGCUAAGUUUUCUCAGGCCAUUUGUUCUACUGGUUACAUUCAAUCUAAAGCUGACUAUUCCUUAUUUACACGCCAUAAGGGGCACUCUUUCACAGCAUUAUUGAUUUAUGUUGAUGACAUUGUUAUCACGGGGAAUGACCCUAUAGCUAUCUCGGCACUCAAGGCUUUUUUGCACCGUCAUUUUCAUAUUAAAGAUCUUGGAGAUUUGAAAUACUUUUUGGGGAUUGAGGUAUCAAGAUCAAAACAGGGCAUUUUCUUAUCUCAACGCAAGUAUGCAUUGGAAAUUUUGAAGGAUGCAAAACUCCUAGGUGCUGCACCUGUUGAUUUUCCUAUGGAAAAAGGUCUUAAGCUCUCAGAUAAGGGUGAAUUACUUAAAGAUCCAGCUCAGUAUAGAAGACUCGUUGGUCGCUUGAUUUAUUUGACCAUCACAAGGCCAGAUAUUACUUACUCUGUUCAUGUCUUAAGUAGGUUUAUGCAUGCCCCACGUAAACCUCACAUGGAGGCUGCACUUCGUAUUCUUCGUUAUUUAAAAAAAUCGCCAGGUCAAGGCAUAUUAUUGUCUUCUCAGAAUGACUUGACUUUGCGUGCCUUCUGUGAUUCUGAUUGGGCAGGUUGUCCUAAUACUAGAAGGUCCACUACAGGCUAUUGUGUGUUUCUGGGAUCUUCUUUAAUUUCAUGGAAAUCGAAGCGGCAGAGAACUGUAUCUUUAUCAUCAGCAGAAGCUGAAUAUAGAUCUAUGGCAGCAGCAUGUUGUGAGUUAUCUUGGCUUCGAUCCCUCCUCAAGGAUUUGCGCAUUCUUCAUCGCCAACCUGCUUUGUUGUAUUGUGACAACAAGGCAGCUUUACAUAUUGCUGCCAAUCCAGUAUUUCAUGAGAGAACAAGACAUAUUGAGAUGGAUUGCCAUUUAUUCGAGAUAAGAUUCAGGAAGGUUUGA
Molecule: messenger RNA, 1143 nt
Organism: Prunus armeniaca (apricot)
Lineage: Eukaryota; Viridiplantae; Streptophyta; Magnoliopsida; Rosales; Rosaceae
Source: the annotation of a GenBank genome assembly